ACGUGACCGCGAUCUCCUUCUGGGCAUCUUGUACGUUGCUCCCGCCAGCGGCCAUAUCCCUGAUGCAUCUUGGCUCGGCUCAGCUUUUAGCAUCGCCUUUAGGACAAGUCAUUGGGACUGUCUUUGCCAUUCACGAUGAGCUAACGACUCAAGAGCCUAAUAUUCUCACCAUGUCAUCGCGAGGUCUGUGCAUCCAGCAGCAAUCCUAAACGGGGGCAUGCAAGAGAGACUUCAUGAAUCGGUAGUCCACGAUGCUCCCUUUGUAUGUAUCUGAAGCUGUUAGCGAUCGGCCUAACAUUGUUCGACUAUGUACUUGCCACGGCUACGAUGAUGCAAGAUCUUGCCGUCAUCGAGCUCCUCGCUCAUCUCAUCAGCGACCACAGCGUGGUUGGGAGAUGCAUAGUUGCACGGCUGGGGGGGGAUAAAAUGCGGUCGCGACCGUCCUCUUUAUAUUCAUCACAACCGUCGAUCGUACUUCCCACUGCUGCUGCGCAUAGGGCAGUAAUGCGCUCCGCCGAAAUCGGACUGCGACAAUUUCUUCUCGUCUGCAUAGUCUCCGUCCUGCUAGUGAGACUCGCAUCGUCCAAACCGACAAAUCGGACAAUCGACGACGAGUAUGGCGACUCGGUCACAGGGCUUAUACCGCUCUACCAGGGCAAUUGGAAUUACGGUCCUCGCUGCUCUGAGUGCUGCAUUCAUCCCGACACGUUACUCGUAUUUGAUCGGACUUGGCACGACACGACGACCCAAACAACAGAUCCAGUUGCCAACUUCACCCUCACUUUCAAUGGUACCGCAAUUUGGGUGUAUUGCAUCAUCCCCAACUUUGUAGAUACCGUCACGAUCACGACCUACGUCAAUCUGAGCUUUGAACUGGACGGCGACUAUGUUCAAACGUUCUCCCAUGAGCCUGAGCUCAAUAAUGCCUCCAUGGCAUAUAAUGUCACCGUAUACAGUAAUACGUCGAUGGACAACCGGGAGCACACUUUGAUCAUGACGCCGCAACAUGCCGUGAAUGCUUCUGUGGUGCUCUUUGACUGGGCGCAAUACACGUAUGACCCGGGCCCCGAUGCUGAAUCAGGAUCUUCGUCGACCAGCAGCAGCUCGAGAGUUGGUUCCGGUAGCUCACGCCCUAUGCCAUCGACGUCCGCAAAUAAGUCGACCUCGUCAACUAUAACAAGCUCUUCAUCUUCCACACCCGUUCCGGUCUCCAGCGGUACAUCAGAUUCGUCACGAACACCUGUCAAUGCGAUAGCCGGAGGUGUCGGCGGCGGUCUCGGCGCCCUUGUGCUCGGCCUGCUCGUUCUGUUCCUGUGUCAUCGCAGACGUGGGGCAGCCUGGGUUCGCAAGAUGACUCACGGGAAUUCGCAUGGUCAGGGAUUGGAUGAAAGCGGAUCUGCUGCCAAGCUGGGGUCAACUUUAGACCUUUCCACGACCUCUAAAGCAGCGUCCCUGCACUCAAGCGUGACGAUGCUGCCCGGAGCAAUCACACAGUCGUCCGUCUGUAGAUCCCCAACCACAUACUUUCCUACUACACACUACCCGGUGGCUAGUGAUUUAGCCGACGCUCCGAGUUCGAUGCUCUCCACGACGACACGGACCCCUUCCGCUCAGAGCGUGUUGACAGCCUCUCAGGCAAAGCCGGCAAGACAGGAGAAACACACAGCUCGAUAUGAGGAGUCGAUGCGCCAGAUACACGACGCUGCUGAGCUGCAACGUCAAGAGAUGGGACCCGACAGCGUUGCCGGGGAUGGGCCCAUCUUUACAUCUCUUCACGACGCACCCUCCGCACGAGCGCAUGUCAGUCCGGCAGAGCUGAAGAGGCAAAUUGACGCCUUGCAGAUGGAAUUAGAUCGGUUGAAGGUGGCUGAGGUCAACUUGUCUUCCCCACAGAACCAGAAGCAGGAGUCCGAGUCCGAGCGCUAGAUAUAUGGCACACACGCUAUACAGACGCUGCUUCAGCAAACCAAACAUGUCCUUGAAAUCGAUUGAUGACAUCGUGAUAUACGUAGUUUCCCGUUUGCAGUCGAAUAGACUGUUCAUGGGAAGGCAGUCGCACUGGAACGUUCAAAUAGCUGGUCCUAUUAGGUCUGGGAGCACAAUGCAGCUUGGGGUUUAGAAAAAGGUGCAUAGCUGCGUACUGUGAUACUUUCGGCGUGCGGCCUUCUCUGGCACAGUGAUUCAUUCACAGUCCUGCCUGUGCAGACCUCCCGGAAUCUGCUGUCGCGGGCGGUAGUCAGCAGGAAAAGCAAUCACUCCGAGUCGAUUUCAAGCACCCGUUGUGGCCUCCGGAGAUUUUCAUACUCAUACCACCACAAGGUCUCUGUCCUCCGGAAGCGGAGGUCUGUAACAGUGAAGUCAUUCUCUGCCACUGCCCUAAGAAGUCUU
This is a messenger RNA of Laetiporus sulphureus 93-53, 2388 nucleotides long. RefSeq lists its product as uncharacterized. Lineage: Eukaryota; Fungi; Basidiomycota; Agaricomycetes; Polyporales; Laetiporaceae. The transcript is spliced from 4 exons. The record is from RefSeq and is a predicted model, not a curated record. Bases 265 to 1926 code for a protein of 553 amino acids.